AGAACACCACCCCUGCUGUUCAACCUACAAAGGGAAUCAUUUAUGUUGCUGACUCGUUCCCACCAUGGCAACAAACAAUGGUUCGUUCCCAGACAAUAGAGAUAUCGUCAAAGCAAUGAAGGAUAUUCCUGAAGUGCAAAAAUAUAUGAAGAAACUUAUGCCAUUUGUUCAAAAUUACAAGGUAAGCCAAAUUAACGAGCGCGCAUGAGCUCGACUGGUGUCGUGAAAAGGAAGUGGAGUGGAGGGGGCAACUUGCCCUUUGCUCCAUUUUAAUACGGUUCCCCAUUUUGGGAGGGAAUAAGGCUCGCCUCAUCUCAGGUUGUACCCCCUCUCUGUUAGGGCUCCCAAAAGCUCAAGUUCAAUCCUCUUGUAGAGGGAGUCCUCACAUAUAACACGGUUUCUGAUGUUGUAAAAUGGUGCCGUCGCGAAGGUCACAGUAUAAUGUAUGCUUAGGGUCCGUUCAUAUGUGCCCUGAUAACCGGCAAACUCGUCAUGUGUUAAUUGAUAUAAAACCCAUUCACACGUGAAACGAGUUAUCGCACCCUGCGGGAAGAAAAAUAUAUUUUCUAUCCUGGUGAACAGAUGUAAUUCAUCCCACUUUACUUAUAUAGGACUGGUGAGCUUCCUGGUCAACCGCGCUCGUAUUAAACUGAGAAUUUUUCUACUUUGCAGAGUAAAGUUGAAAAACAAGGAAUCGGGGCUCUGGAUACAACAUUGAGUUUUGAUGAAAUAAAAGUGUUAAAUGAAAAUAUUGAAUAUCUCACUAAAUCUCUUGGAGUAAGUCAAUACAUUUCAAUUGUUAACUAGAAUACUCACGCCAUAACAUUUCGAACACAUGGUGGAUAUAUUCAUUUGCUCACUUGGUUGCACAAAUGAAACAUGGUAUAGCCAAACAACAAAACCUUUAACUACCUUUACUGAGUCCCAAGACUUGUGUAUAGCAGUGUAAAUAACUAUUCAUAACCUUACCAAAUAACAGACACUAACAAACCCUUCAGUGGAAACGGAUAAAAUAACCUCUUUUUAUUACGGAAUUCUCUAAGACGGAUUCCAAAUCAUAGACUGGUUAUUUAAAAGAAAUAAUAAGAACAUUUUGUCGGAACAAGAAGUGUCUAGAAACGUCUUUCUUGCGAAAACUUCGAUGAUGAGGUAAUGACAGUUUGUGUAUGUCGUUUUCAGUUAUGUUCAAUAGAAGUGAAGUCUGCUGUAGAAGGCGAUGGUAAAAUUAAAGACGAAUGCCUCCCUGGAAAACCGUACUCGGUGUUUAAAUGUUGAAAAUAGGUAACGAAAUUUUCUAUUUAUUUUAUUUUGUGGCUAUUUUGUACCAAGCGCCCUCUCUCCACUCUCAGAAGUCUCCACUCCUAUCAAUUAAGAUUAACGGUGAUUUUUUUACCCCAUCUCUUUGCUGUUCCAAACGAUUUCUCUGAAAAACAUGAGGCACCACAUCACACUCCGACCUUCUUCACGGACGUCUUUUUUAUCACUGCAUGAGGUAGCCUGGGCAAAAUACAUGCAGCGCUCGUAUCAGAGUCUUUGUCUUGGUCCCAACAAUGGUCUGACUGCAAUUAUUGACAAACCAUGUUCGGGCAGUUUGAUAAACAUUGUCAAAAAUUCAAUGAUUAAAAAUUAAGAUUCAUAAAUAGCCGAAUACAACCCCCUCCCCCCCUGCAAACAAUGUUGUUGUAUGACAUCAUAUUUCAUUGAGAACGUAUUGCACUGUCUAUUUAUGAUACAAUAUGCAUACCAUAAUACAACAUUUUAAACGGGGCACUGGGGUUAAGAGGGUGCCAGAUGCCAUACUACCGGAGGGUUUUGUCAACGUACCUUGAAGAGAUAUAGGCCAAACGUCUGGACGUUGAUGGAGCUACUGAAAAUUAGUAGGUAGUUGCAGGGCGUAGUAGUCGCGACCAAAGGAAGACAAUUUAUUUAUGCAACCAAGCUUAUUAAUUGGAACAGUCGAGUUUAAAAUAACAGAAUGCUUUUAGUGUAUUGUAUUUUAACUUCUACAAUGUUUUACACAAUUUACUGUUAGGCUUUGUAAAGAAGCAUGCGAUUGGGGAUUUUUUUGGAAAAUUUUGAAUCAACAUUUUUGGCACGCAGAAAGUUAGUCAUUUUGUUUAUUUCAGGCAGGGGGAAAUAUGAUACAUUCAUAUAGAGUUCUCCCACUUUGCGCUUUAUUUUGGGUAGGGGUUUGCCCCUUUACGUUCACUUUUGGUGGCUGUAGCCCAGCCCUCUCCCCGGUUCCACCGCCUAUGAAAACAAUGUUUUAUACAACUUUUCCCCCACAUGCACUGCCCCCCAUUCGAAUUUGCCACCGCAGUAUUAUGCAAUCGAAGUUCUAAAAUAUUGAUUAUUCAUUGUUUAGGUUCAGAACUCGAUUACGGACGACAUUAGUAAAUCUUAUACUUCACUAUGAAAAACAGCUAUAAUAUUUUAACAGUAAUAAAUGUCUAGCAAUAUAAAUCUUUUGUGGAAAAUUAUUUAUAAUUUUAAUUCAAUUAUAGUGGAGUGUAAUUUUAUGGCAUUUUUGUCUGAAAUCCACUGCGUUAUAUUAGCUUUGCUUUAAAGUAAUUUA
Messenger RNA from Paramuricea clavata, 2575 nucleotides. NCBI's taxonomy places the organism in Eukaryota, Metazoa, Cnidaria, Anthozoa, Malacalcyonacea, Plexauridae. The record is from the annotation of a GenBank genome assembly.